Molecule: messenger RNA, 2375 nt
Organism: Peromyscus californicus insignis
Lineage: Eukaryota; Metazoa; Chordata; Mammalia; Rodentia; Cricetidae
Gene: Scarb1
Product: scavenger receptor class B member 1
Exons: 12
Coding region: 171-1694 (507 amino acids)
Biological process (GO): plasma lipoprotein particle clearance; cholesterol import; cholesterol efflux
Cellular component (GO): caveola; cytoplasm
Molecular function (GO): lipid binding; low-density lipoprotein particle binding; scavenger receptor activity
Source: RefSeq, a predicted model, not a curated record
GCGCAUAAAGCCUCUGGCCACCUGCAGGGCUCCUGCUGCGCCGGCCACCGACUGGGACUCACCUUGCUGAAGCUUGAGCCUCGGCUUCUGUCAUCUCUGUGGCCUCCGUCGCCUCUGUUGCUGUCCCCUUCAGGCCCGGAGCCCCGCGAGCCCCGGCCGCGCACGCGGACAUGGGCGGCAGCGCCAGGGCGCGCUGGGUGGCGGUGGCGGUGGGCGUCCUGGGGGUGCUGUGCGCUGCGCUCGGUGUUGUCAUGAUCCUCUUGGUGCCCUCGCUCAUCAAGCAGCAGGUGCUGAAGAAUGUCCGAAUAGACCCCAGCAGCCUGUCCUUUGGGAUGUGGAAGGAGAUCCCGGUCCCAUUCUACCUGUCCGUCUACUUCUUCGAGGUGGUCAACCCCAACGAGGUCCUAAAGGGUGAGAAGCCGGUAGUGCGGGAGCGUGGACCCUAUGUCUACAGGGAAUUCAGACACAAGGCCAACAUCACCUUCCACGACAAUGACACAGUGUCCUUUGUGGAGCAUCGCAGCCUCCAUUUCCAGCCCGACAGGUCCCGGGGCUCGGAGAGUGACUACAUUGUACUGCCUAACAUUCUGGUCCUGGGUGGCUCAGUAAUGAUGGAGAACAAGCCUGCAGGCCUGAAGCUGAUGAUGACCUUGGGGCUAGCCACCCUGGGCCAGCGUGCCUUUAUGAACCGGACCGUCGGUGAGAUCCUGUGGGGCUAUGAUGAUCCCUUCGUGAAUUUGAUCAACAAAUAUUUCCCAGACAUGUUCCCCAUCAAGGGCAAGUUCGGCCUGUUUGUUGAGAUGAACAACACAGACUCUGGGCUCUUCACUGUGUUCACGGGCGUCCAGAACUUCAGCAGGAUCCACCUGGUGGACAAAUGGAACGGGCUCAGCAAGAUCAACUAUUGGCAUUCGGAACAGUGCAACAUGAUCAACGGGACUUCUGGGCAGAUGUGGGCCCCAUUCAUGACACCCGAGUCCUCGCUGGAAUUCUUCAGCCCUGAGGCCUGCAGGUCCAUGAAGCUCACCUACCAGAAUUCAGGGGUGUUUGAAGGCAUCCCCAUCUAUCGCUUCACGGCCCCCAAAACUCUGUUUGCCAACGGCUCCGUCUACCCACCCAAUGAGGGCUUCUGCCCGUGCCUCGAGUCCGGCAUUCAGAAUGUCAGCACCUGCCGGUUUGGUGCGCCCCUGUUUCUGUCACAUCCUCAUUUCUACAACGCGGACCCCGUGCUGUCCGAAGCCGUCCUGGGUCUGAACCCCGACCCAAAGGAGCAUUCCUUGUUCCUAGACAUCCAUCCGGUCACUGGGAUCCCCAUGAACUGUUCUGUGAAGUUACAGCUGAGCCUCUACAUCAAGUCUGUCAAGGGCAUUGGGCAAACAGGGAAGAUCGAGCCGGUGGUCCUGCCGCUGCUGUGGUUUGAGCAGAGCGGGGCCAUGGGCGGCGAGCCCCUGAGCACGUUCUACACGCAGCUGGUGCUGGUGCCCCAGGUGCUCCACUAUGCGCAGUAUGUGCUGCUGGGGCUGGGCGGCCUCCUGCUGCUGGUGCCCAUCAUCUACCAGUUGCGCAGCCAGGGUCCCAAAGACGCCGUGAGCCCCCCAAACCUGAUAGCUUGGUCAGACCAGCCACCCAGUCCCUACACCCCGCUUCUUGAGGACUCCCUCAGCGGCGGACAGCCUGCCAGUGCCACGGCCUGAGCCCCCAGAGGUCACACCUGUCCGCACAGCACGCGUGUGCCCAGGCGUGUGCAGAAACACUCAGGGACCAAGGACAGACCUGCCGCGGAGGGCGCCUGCCGGACCACAGGCACUCUCUUCCAAGUGGCCUGUGAGCCAGGCCGUGGGGACUGCUGUGACCCGACCGCCACCGGCCCCUCCUGUGGGGCGCUGGCUCUGCCCAGGGCCCUCAGACUUCAUGCUCCCCUUUGUCUUCCAUCAUCAGGCUGAAAGCCUCAGUCCCCAUGGAAGACAGAACUGUCACUCCUAGGGGCUGGGCGUGCAUCGGCCUCUUGUGCCAAGGCCAGGCAAGCAGUUCCAGGUCCUGAUGGGUGUGCACACACACACUCGGGAGCUGUGUCUGGCCCUCUUCCUCUAGUCUCCUGCUAUGUCACCUAAACACUGAAUUUGGCCACUUACAGUGGCCAAGGUGGCAGGCCCCUCAGGGUCCUUAGUUUUCAGGUAUAGUGUCAAAAGUAGAGAGGUGUGGGCCUUAGACGGCCUGGCACCUGGUCCCCUGGUCCCCUGGUGUACCUCCCCGGAAGAUGGGGGACAAGGAGGCCCAGCACCCCGCAACUGCCCCUUUUUCUACUGGAAGAGAAAUUUUAUCAUCUUUUGAAUGAAACUCAUGAUUGAAACAAUAAAACCUUUUCACAAAUUCAA